AUGCUGUUUUCCGUCAUUGUGUUUUUGGUUCAACUUUACACUUUUGUGUAUGGUGCAACAAAUGCUACCGAUUCUUGCACCAAUAGUCUUACCCGACUAGAAUGGCGCGAGCUUUCCACAGAUCACCAACAACAGUACAUCAAGGCUGUCCUCUGCUUGAUGAAAAAACCAAGUUUAAUCCCAAAACGACCUGCUAUAUCUAGAUAUGCCGAGUUUGGUGAGUUGCAUUCAAGAGUCGCAUCUACGUUUCACCAAUCUGCCUUGUUUCUUCCAUGGCAUCGAUCCUUUUUGAACGCGUUCGAGAGUGCUCUCAAAACUGAAUGCAAUUAUCCUGGCUCUCUUCCAUACUGGGAUUGGACUAUUGAUUCUCAAGCACCUGAAUCGUCGGUGAUAUGGGAUGCAACUGCAUUUGGUGGUAACGGAAAUCCCAAUACUCCUCAGCACUGUCUUGUCGAUGGUCCAUUCAAAAACUACCGAAUCAUUAUUCCUCAAAAAUUAUGUCUGUCUCGAAACUAUAGCAAAAACUUUACUUCUAGAGCAUCCUCUUAUUCUCCAGAAAACAUUCAGCGCAUUAUUGCCUCGCAAAAGAAUUAUGCAGACUUUAGAUUUACUCUCGAGGGUGGACCCCACGCUAUUGUUCAUAGCAGUAUUGGUGGCUGCAUGAGCUUAAUUCCUCUAAGUGCUCAAGAUCCAAUCUUUUAUCUGCACCACGCCAACGUGGAUCGUAUUUGGUAUCUUUGGCAAAAAAGGCAUGGUAAUGCAUACGGUGGAUUGCGCAGUAACAAUUCUCCCUCUAAAACAACCGAUAUACUGAGCAUGUUUAAAGUGACUAACCAGCCCGAUCUAAGCGUAUCCCAAGUGCUCAACACCACUUCUAGUGCGUAUAUUUGCUACACCUACUCCAACUCGGUUCGUCCAGUGCCAGCAUCAGCCAGUCUUCGCAAAAGUGUUUCGGAAUCUGUCCGUAAUACCUCUGCCCACAUAUCCAAACUACCUUCUAUGCCAAUCCUUACGCCAGCUAUAAUCAGUGCUGUAAAAAAGAUUGCUGCUGCCAAUGACUCGUUUAGUUAUGGUACAGAGCACAAAAUCACCCCAAAAGCUAAUGAUCGAAUCGACAAAAAAAAGCUUCGCUGUCCACCUAGAGUACCCAUGUCCAUGAUCACUCAGAUGAGACUGAAUAGUACAGAGCUAAAGCUUAUUCGACAAAAGGAAAAUGAGAAUUGCGCUUUUGUGAAUUUCUUGAACUUGGAAGAUGUCGGGUAUCAAUCUCGUGCAUCUUUGAGAAGCAUAGAAGGUGCGGUAUCAUAUAGAUCCGUGACGCAAGAGGAGUAUGAUGCUACCGAAAAUAUGUUUGAUCAACUCUACAAUAGCUACCAAGCUGCCAUUCGUGCUUGA
Messenger RNA from Batrachochytrium dendrobatidis JAM81, 1395 nucleotides. RefSeq lists its product as uncharacterized. The coding region runs from base 1 to 1395 and encodes 464 amino acids. The transcript is spliced from 3 exons. Gene Ontology annotation, molecular function: oxidoreductase activity. NCBI's taxonomy places the organism in Eukaryota, Fungi, Chytridiomycota, Chytridiomycetes, Rhizophydiales. The record is from RefSeq and is a predicted model, not a curated record.